UCUGGUAGGCCUGCAAGAAGGAGGCCUUCACGUCGUCCCACCCGAGCAAAGAGCGGUACGGCUCGAUGUUCAGGUCGUACCACAGGGCCGCCUCGUGCUCCAGGGUCACGGGGAAGAUCCUCGACAUCGUGUCGGGGGAGUCCGCGUCGUUCGCCCGGCAGACUUUGGCGAACCGGCUCAAGUGCGCGACAGGGCAUUCCACGGGCGUGCCGCGGAACACGGGUAUCGGCGCAACAUGAACAUAAGGCAUUGCCUGUGGAAAUCUCGGCGACGUCGAGGAGGCCUCCGGUUUCAUAAUGCUGCCCCCAGCCUUCGGCGCGGGGAACUGCACGGAGAUGGAUCCCGAGCCGCCAUGUGUCCCAACAUCUUCGGAAGCGGGAUUUUCGUACUCGUCUUCACCGGACUCGCAUGGUGACCGAGACGAACCGAGGUAAUCAAUGUUGACGUUGUCGCGGGUCGAAUCUGGAGACAACAAUCUACGGCGGCGAUCGCGUCUAGGACUGUAGGACGCAGAUGAAUAGCGAGGGGAGAAGAGAUCCGAGUCCGAGGGCGAAUCAGGAGGCUUCGUACGCUCGGGACUCAUCUCUAGAGAAUCCAAGGAAUGGAGCGGGAAGAUCGUGGAAGGAAAGUGGGAAUCGGUGAACGACACACCAAGUAACUGUCGAAAUGUCGGGACGAUGGAAUCAUGCGAACGCCAGUAGCGACGUUCCGCUUGACGCAAGUGCUGGGUCAUCGUCAUUCGGAAUAAAAAUGACGUCAUAAUAUCUUUACGAGCGACAAUGGGAAACAGAUGUGGAACGCUAACGGACACAUACUCCUGCAACAUCUUCUUCUCUGAUAUUUUCCCGCACUUUCUCGCCUCCCCUUCCAAGUUCUUCAUCGACGCGCGGCUCUGUAGGUUGGCUGUUUCUUCGGUAGCGACGGCGGCCAGGAGGCUCUGAACUACGCUAUCCACUCAUCCUCCUCUCGAACCAUCGUUGAUGGCGAUUCUCAACUAUAUCUCGGUGACGUCCGCCGCGACGCCCGUCCCUCCGGACUCGCAGACGCCUACCCCGCCGAACCCUAGGCCGACGAAGAUCAUACUCCCCAAGAAGAAGCCGAUGAAGUGGUCCACCGGCGUCGCUCCCGGCGAGUACGGAGGCCCGCCGACGACGACGAAGCUACGGAAGUACUGGGGCGGCGAGGGGGAGGAUCCGCUCAGCUCCGACGAGUUCAUUUGGAACAAGGACUUCGUGGGCCGGUUCAAGAGGAUGAUCCAGGAGGAGGACGGCUCCUCUAUCGAAUCGCCGCCUGUUCAGGAAAAGCCUUCUGGCUUUUUGAGCUUGAACAGAGUAAUGACCCUUGACAGUCUAGAAGUUGAUUUGAGCAAAGAGCUCACGAGACCAUUAAAGACAGUGUCAAAACAGCCAGUCGAGGAUAAUAUGGACCAGGACAAAUCCAGUACUUUGCCCAGAUGGAGACCGGCGCCAACGCGCCGUGAGCAAGAGAAGUGGGAUAGAGCAAGUAAAGCUGCCACCGGGGGAAGUGAUGUCAUGUUCCGCGAGUUGAGGCGACCUCAAGGUGACCCAAAUGUAUUAGCUGCUCAGUCAAAGGAGCGAUACUAUAAGUUAAAGGAAAAAUUGCAAGUCCUCACUCUUGGUGUAGGUGGCAUUGGUCUUGUCUCAACUUAUUUUUGUUAUUCUCCCGAAAUUGGUGCUAGCUUCGGUGUCGGUUUUCUUGGUUCCUUGGUUUAUAUAAGGAUGCUUGGGAGCAGUGUGGAUUCCAUGGCAGAUGGCGCUAAGGGGCUGAUAAAAGGUGCAAUUGGACAGCCGAGGCUUCUAGUUCCUGUUGUUUUAGUCAUGAUCUACAAUCGGUGGAAUGCGAUCCUUGUUCCAGAAUAUGGAACAAUGCAUUUGGAGUUGAUACCAAUGUUAGUCGGAUUUUUCACCUAUAAAAUUGCUACAUUUGUUCAAGCUGUUGAAGAAUCAGUCAGCACUCUCACGAAAAAUGACAGAGUCCCAGAUGAAUCCUCUUCUUAAGCAGAUGUUACAAAUCCAGAGCUGCUUUUGGGGGUAUGUUAUGUUUUAAUCUAAGAAAUGGUUCGUGUGUUGUUAUGAGAGCUUUCGACUGUCAUCAAAUCAAAAAUUAGAACUUCAUAUUAUAUUGUGUGAUCUGCCUACUUUCCCUUCUGUGGUUGUCUAAUCUUCACUCAUGGUCUAUGAAGUGUCAGAUAGCAAAUCUCUCAGGCUAUUUAUUGUCGAUGGCAAUACCUUUAUGUGAAAAACACAAGGACAAAUUGAAGCUCCUCUUGCUUUACUGAACUAACAUGGAUAUUGCCCUGAUAAUCUAAUUUCCAUAAGCCUUUUUCUCUGCAGUUAACAGAGUUCCCCAGUGACAGAACCUGGUUGGGGGGUCUCGGUUUGACCCCAGUAAUUCUUAUGGAGUGAUUGUGCUCGAGACCCUACCCAAGAAGGAGAGUCAACCGAGCUGCAGAGAGCAGGCUGGUGGAUCGCACUUGUUAUCUCGCCAGACGCAUGUUGUAAUUCUCGUGCAUGGACAGCAUGCUGUGAUCUGUAACUGUAAAUGGAUCUCAUAUAUCAGAUUGCGCAAACAACUUUUAUUCUUGAUGAAGCAAUUGU
Molecule: messenger RNA, 2618 nt
Organism: Rhodamnia argentea
Lineage: Eukaryota; Viridiplantae; Streptophyta; Magnoliopsida; Myrtales; Myrtaceae
Product: protein CONSERVED ONLY IN THE GREEN LINEAGE 160, chloroplastic
Exons: 8
Coding region: 981-2018 (345 amino acids)
Source: RefSeq, a predicted model, not a curated record